This is a messenger RNA of Erigeron canadensis, 1427 nucleotides long. RefSeq names its product probable protein S-acyltransferase 14. Gene Ontology annotation, cellular component: Golgi apparatus; endoplasmic reticulum. Lineage: Eukaryota; Viridiplantae; Streptophyta; Magnoliopsida; Asterales; Asteraceae. Gene Ontology annotation, biological process: protein targeting to membrane; peptidyl-L-cysteine S-palmitoylation. Bases 205 to 1131 code for a protein of 308 amino acids. Gene Ontology annotation, molecular function: protein-cysteine S-palmitoyltransferase activity. The transcript is spliced from 7 exons. The record is from RefSeq and is a predicted model, not a curated record.
CAUAAACCCUUAAAAACAAAUAAACCAUACCCACAUCACAAGUUUCACAAACAAUCAAAACCCAUAUAUCAAAAACAAAACUUUAUCAAAAUUCACCCUUCACUUCACCCAUAUAUAUAUAUAUAUAUACAUAUUAGAUAUAGACAUAGAUUUUCUUGAUUUUUUUUUUGAAAAUAAUUUAUCGGAAAGAGUAUUUAUUUAUUAAUGUAUAGAUCUGGAAGUGUAAUGGCAUGGAAUGUAUUCAAAUUUUGUACGGCUUUAAGAGGGCUUGGCUCAAUCAUGAUCUUAUUGGUUCUUGGUGUUGUGGGUGUCACAUAUUACGCUGUCGUUUUGUGUAAUUAUGGUCCAUCUUUGACCUCUGGCGGCCUUGAUUCCUUAAUAUCACUUCUUGUUUUAAUUAUUUUCCACACGCUGCUGGGGAUGCUUUUAUGGAGUUAUUAUUCGGUGGUCUUCACAGACCCGGGUAGUGUUCCACCUAAUUAUAGGCCAUUGGUUGAUGAAGAAAGAGGAGAAAUUGAUCCAUUGGAAGCAUCUGAAUUUGGCCCGUUGGCUAAAUCUGAUCCUACCAAUACAAGAAUCCGUUUUUGUCGGAAGUGUAACCAGUUAAAACCGCCUCGGUGCCACCAUUGCUCUCUUUGUGGGAGGUGUGUGCUUAAAAUGGAUCAUCAUUGUGUGUGGGUUGUUAAUUGUGUUGGGGCAUUAAACUACAAGUACUUUCUUCUCUUCCUGUUCUACACAUUUCUUGAGACAACGGUUGUAACUUUAGCCUUGUUACCACAUUUCAUAGCAUUCUUUAGUGAAGGAGAGAUUCCUGGGUCACCUAGCACUCUAGCGACAACCUUCCUUGCUUUUGUCUUGAAUUUGGCAUUUGCCUUGAGUGUUUUUGGGUUUCUGAUUAUGCAUAUAUCGCUAGUGUCUGCUAAUACCACAACCAUUGAGGCAUACGAGAAGAAGACUACUCCAAAAUGGCGCUAUGAUCUUGGUCGUAGGAGGAACUUUGAACAGGUAUUCGGAACUGUACAAAAGUAUUGGUUUAUUCCAGCGUAUUCUGAAGAAGAUUUGCGAAGAAUGCCCGCCCUUCAAGGCAUGGAGUAUCCGUCAAAACCAGAUUUGGAUGCCCAAGAAUUCUAAAACAGGAGCAUCAAGGAAACUGUUUUCUUGUUGGUUUAUAGCAUCAGUGCCUGACCCCUCCACAUGAUGCACGGAAAAGACUGCGACUGAUUUCGGUGUUAUAGGCGUUUAACUUUUGUAGAAGGGUAUUAGCUGGACUGGUAGCGGAGAGGAGUUGUAUGAAAGGAAUGUUCACGGGUACAGAUUUUCAGGUCGGGGGUUAAAGAAGCUACUUAUAUAGUGUUGUUGCCAAGAAAUGUACAUUAGUAACAUUUGAAGAAUCCCUUACACGUAAUGAACAUGCAACUUUGUGUUGA